AUGACGUAACCUCUUUUUAGCUUUGACAACAAGCAGAAGGGGCAAACGAGCGGUUGAAACAUCGACCAGCCUAGUUGCCUACAUUGUCAGUAGGGCACUGUAGUCAUAUUCUUCACGGCAGAACGUAGUCAAUAUUUGACGACCCUUUAGGGACAAACUACGAUUUCCGAAAAUCGCUCAACUCUCUGUAAGGCUUCUCUGCUUGUGGAGUUGCUAUUUCCUGGUUGGUAACGUUACUAGCAGCCAUUUUGGGUUUCAGACAACUAGCCUAUUUUUGGAGGAGUACCCUGUCACCUAGUUAAAUUAUCUAGCUACUUUUUUAUCGAAGGAAUUAGCUAGCUAAGUAUUUAUUUCGAUUUUUCAGAGCGGAAGGGGGUGUCGUUUUAUAAGAAGAGGGGAUUUACUGUGACGAGUCCAGGAUGAAUCCCGAAUAUGACUAUUUAUUCAAGCUGCUCCUGAUCGGUGACUCUGGCGUCGGAAAGUCAUGUCUUCUACUCCGAUUUGCAGAUGACACAUACACAGAAAGCUACAUAAGCACAAUCGGAGUAGACUUCAAAAUACGAACUAUAGAAUUAGACGGAAAGACCAUUAAACUUCAAAUCUGGGACACGGCGGGGCAGGAGAGGUUUCGUACGAUCACAUCCAGCUACUACAGAGGAGCCCACGGCAUUAUCGUAGUCUACGACGUCACAGACCAGGAGUCCUUCAACAAUGUCAAGCAGUGGCUACAGGAAAUCGACCGCUAUGCCAGUGAAAAUGUCAACAAGCUAUUGGUGGGGAACAAGUGUGACCUGACCACAAAGAAAGUGGUGGAUUACACAACAGCAAAGGAGUUUGCAGACUCCCUGGGCAUCCCCUUCUUGGAAACGAGUGCCAAGAGCGCCACCAAUGUGGAGCAGGCCUUCAUGACCAUGGCUGCUGAGAUCAAGAAGAGGAUGGGGCCCGGGGCCACGACCGGAGGCAACGAGAAGUCCAAUGUCAAGAUCCAGAGUACGCCUGUCAAACCUGCCUCGGGGGGCUGCUGCUGAGAGAGAACCCCACCAACACCUCUACCCCCACCUCAAGCACCCCCCUCUGGCCUGUCAGCCCCCUCCACCUGGCCCCAUUUUCCACCAUGUCCCACCUUCCUAGCCUAACUGUAACCGAGAGAGGGAAAGUCUGAUAGAAAGAAGUUGUGUGUGUGCGAGAGGGAAAACAAAAUGAAGUUGCCUGAAUUUGUACUGUAGRCGCACUACCAAGAAAAUAAAUAAUUCCCCCCCUCCCUUAUUGCCCUGGUAAUUGAUGAUUAGUAGUACUGUCUAGGCAAUCUGUUAGCAGUCAGAUGGACAGGUCCCUCACUGGCCCCCUCCUGGAGAGGCUUUACCCCCCCACCCUUCCCCGGACCACCUCAGAGACAACUGAUUUCGUUUGCCCCCUCACCCUCGCAGUUAACGCCCCCCUCUGUGUGCAGGGUUAUGAGAAUAAUGUGUGUGUAUCUCACUGCAUUCCUAUUUCGGGAUUGGUCUGUGGUCAAAUUCAAUUAUGUUUUCUAUUUUUCUGUCCCCGUCUUUUUCUUCUUGGCUUUCCUUUCCUGUUGGUUAUUUUACUGUUUGUGUCGGCAUGUCUCUCUAAGGUGUUUAUUCGCGAAUAUGAGUGUCAGCCAACUGCACAAGUCUCUCACUGUCUCGUGAAAAAGUACAGAAAAAUAUACAAUACCAGUCAAACGUCUGGACACCUACUCAUUCAA
Molecule: messenger RNA, 1726 nt
Organism: Salvelinus sp. IW2-2015
Lineage: Eukaryota; Metazoa; Chordata; Actinopteri; Salmoniformes; Salmonidae
Product: ras-related protein ORAB-1
Biological process (GO): vesicle-mediated transport
Molecular function (GO): GTPase activity; GTP binding
Source: RefSeq, a predicted model, not a curated record